AUCAAAUUCACGAUAGGUGCAUACAUGCAAGUAAGAAACCCUAGCUAGAGCUCACGAUCCACCACGGACAGUCGGUGCCUGGAAUGUUCACGCCUGCAUUCUUCCAUCGCUUCUUAUAAUCUUCCUAAUUCCCACCUUUUGGACCGACACCAACACCUCUCGGGCUUCGACCAAGUUCGGCAAUCAAACCGUCUUCGCGUCCGCGUGAACAGUGAAUCCCCUCCUUGGCGAUAGGCUAUGUCUUUCGUUUCAGAGGGUCCUGGAAAGACUGCUCCCAGAUUAUUCCACGACUUCUUAACGUUCGAUCCGCUCAAGGUUAAUGGCCGAAAUCUACUUCGAACGUUCCCUCCGCACGUUGGCGAGGGGCAAGAUCUUCCACCGAACCCGCAAAUAGGCGCCUGCGGACACAACUACACCCUCAAAUACUCUCAGAGCAUUCUCCCGCCUCGCGACUACCGGCCUGACAGCCAGACAGUCUUCAAGGCUGCUCUCAUUUGCAAAAGAUGUCGCCUACACGCCGACUUGCGUAUCUCCUAUCGAGCGUCCACAAAUCCUUGCCCGAACGCCGAUCAUCCUGUACACCACUUUCAAGCCUUGCCAGGACUUGAUACCUCAACGCACAAUCGCAUACAGUAUGGGUGGCAAUGCAGCGCCUCGGGCUGCCGCGCUCAGGUUCUCACCAUUUUCCGAUUACCACGAUUGUCUGAUGGGGAACGAAACCUCAUCGCCACGCCGGAAUUUCUAAAGAGACGAUACGAGGAGGCACUCGCAGCGGGUCCAGAGCGGGAUAUCAAAGAAGCCACGCCCAUGCAGGCUCUCCAUCGAGUCAGGACAUAUCUCCGAGACGCACUCAACCCGGAGCACACACAGAGGACGAUUGCGGAGGAUCAAAAGAAAUUCAUUGAAGUGUUUGGCAUGCACGGACAGGAGUCUGUUGGACUUUUGAAGAAGCUAGGAUUUACAUACUCAGACCAUAGCUGGGAGCUGCCUGAUCCUCCGGAAUUGGACGAGGACGAUCGACUGGUAGCGAACGGAGACAGCGCUCGCGAAGCGUUGGAAGAUGUCCACGCCGAGCUUCUCGCCUGGAUGCAUAAGCUCAAUGCGGAGACUGGUGUUGUUAACCUCGCAGCUGCAGAAGGAUGGGCUGUUGCAGAUCUUGAAGUCAAGCGCGUUCUGGCCGCACAUGACUAUGCGCUCUACGUUCCUUUCCGAAGACCGUCGACGAUGAAUCCAGAACUCCAAUAUUACAUCGCCAGUCUAGGUGCGAUGGCAGAUUUUGGAGACGCCAUGAUUGAUUUUGCUUAUGAGCGACAGAGCAUGUGUGAUCCUCCAAAUCGCCCAUACUACUUUGAAUGUCUCCAAGUUGUGGCCGAAUCCCGGGGCACGGAGAAACUGCAGCUCAAGGUUGCUAUGCUAGCCUCACAAGACUUGGUGAGCAGGCGCGACCUUUCAGCCGCGUAUCGUCUUCUGAAUGUGCCGGUGCACGAUGCUCAUAAUUAUGACGAUGUGCGCAUCUUGGACCAAUUUCAUGUAAGGCAGAGCGAUCUCGGAGUGCAGGCACAAGAGGACGCUCGUCAAGCAUUGUAUCGCAUUGGAAUGGCGAGAGGAAGUACGCGAUUGAUCAACGCCUCGCGGCAAUUGGUCGAGACAUAUGAUGAUGCACUCACGUGGAUAGGAAAUGGAGUGAAUAGGGAGACGACUGAUGAGUCGUUACUUGCUGUUGUUGGCAUGAAAAUUCUCGAUGACAAGGCGAACGAGGAAAUCGCGCAAAAGGCCAUCACGGUAAUUGCAAAAGAGCGAGGAAGCAAACAAUUGCAAAACUGGGUCGCCACAGGAAGAACAGAAACAUUCGAUAUGAGCGCUGACGAGGCACUGCGAAUCUUGGGGAUCGAGGACAACUUCAGCGCCAUCGAUCAGACUCUACUUCCAACUUUGUUCGACAGCGUGAGGUCAGACAGACCCGGAGGUCAAACCGAACAAGCGAUAGCCGUCUUGCAAAAGGCCAUAGAAGGCAAUGGUUCUACAACACGCGAUCCAGCAACAUGGCCAGUCGGAUUGCGAAGUCACGGCAACACUUGCUACCUCAAUAGUCUACUACAAUACUACUUCAGCAUCACACCUCUUCGAGAUAUCAUCCUCGAUUACCAGCAGUAUGCACUCGACACGACCAAAUUCAAGGAAAAGGAGGAGCGAGUCGGACAUCGCAAGAUAUCUAUCGUUGAGAUCAAGGGCGGCCAAAAGUUCGCAGACGAUCUCAAAAAGCUCUUUGAGAAUAUGAUCAAGGAGUCUGGCGAUUCGGUGAUGCCUGAGGAGGCCCUGGUUUGUCGAGCCUUUCUGGAACCCAAGGAUUACGAGCUCCUUGCUCCAGACGCACCGAAAGAAGUCAAACCAGCACAGGAGGAUUCUACCAUCGUUGCGGACGAGAUGAUCUCGGACUAUGUGACCGUGACAGCGCCUACCGAAAACGACAAAGGUCAUGAGUCCGAUGCAAGCAGCACUACCCUUCAGGGCUCUCCGGAAGGCGAUGGAAACACCACCACGAAGCCUCCGCAAGAUCUUCUGACGCCUCCUGGUUCCCCUGCCAUUGAUGCCAUGGACGUACAACCUGAACCUGAGCGUGCACCACCGCUUCCACCCCGAUUACCCUCCAAUACUAAAGACGAAGCCCUCAGCCGAGCACAAUCUAAUGCGAGACAGCAACAAGAUGUCACUGAGGUUCACGAUGGUGCCAUGUUCCGUCUCCGAUCUGGCAUGAUGCCCUUGGGCAAGGACGAAAGCGACGAGCAAUACGAUAACCUUCGAUCACUAUUCUCCAUCGCAUUAGCUGAGACGCCAGUCCGAAACGGUGCAGAAGGCCCAAAGAAAGUCCUCUUGGAUUCCAGUCUGCAGCUCAAUGUGCCGAAUGAGUCUAAAAACAUAUACUCCGCCUUGGACGAGAUCUUCGACCUGCAGGCAUAUGAUGAGAACGCUUCGUUGGAGACGUACAAGAGCAUUACGAAAAUGCCACCAUUGCUCCAGAUUAAUAUCCCACGGAUCGGCUACGAUAACGUCCGUGGUGCAUUCAAAUCUAACGCAUGCAUCAAAUUAGAAGAGGAGCUAUAUCUCGACCGAUACGUCGAGUCCGCUGAUCCCGAGGUCCUCGCUCUUCGCAAGAAAUGUUGGGGCUGGCGCAAGCAACUUCACAAUCUAAAGAAAGAGAAAAGUGUGCUUUCAAAGACGUCCACGAAUCUAGACGGCCCAGACACUGUCACCCGAACCGCAGAAUAUCUCAACAACAUUUCAUCUUCGCUCAACGCCGAGCUUGCCGCCCUGGACCUCGACGGCAUAGAUGUCGAUCCCACUUUACCUUCCGCGCUCGCCUCCGACGCCGAAGCUCAGCGCACCCGCCUCCUCCAGCUAGACCAAGAAAUUUCCCGAUUGGACACUUCCAUUUCGCCGCUUUCCUUCCCACAGACACUCAAAUAUCGCCUCGCUGCAGUCUUCUUCCACCGUGGAGACUAUGGUCAUGGACAUUACUGGAUCUACAUCUACGAUUUCGCGCAGAAGCUCUGGAGAAAGUACAAUGACGAACGUGUAGAGGAAUUCCCUCAGGACAAAAUCUCGAAAAUCCUCGCAGCCAAUGAGUGGAGUCACGGCACGCCGACCUAUGCUGUUUAUGUGAGCGAUGACCUCGCCGAGGAGGUCAUCCAGCCUGUCUGUCGGAAACCUGAGGGAGUCGUCGCGGCUCCUUCUGCUCCUGUAGACGAGGUCAUGGCGGACGAUGGAAAGGAUGGCAGUGCCGCUGGUAUGAGACCACGGUCGGAUUCUACGUUGGCGGUAGAUGAUGCGGGAAAUUUGAGGGACGCAGUGACGGAAUCCUCGGGACCAUGGGACCAGAAGAGGGAGGUUUCGAAAUCAGAGUGGUAGGGCAUCUAAGUCAUGAAGUGGAAUGUGUAUCACAUAGCUUUACGAGUGGAUGAAUGAUGAAAAGACGCCGAGAGGAUAUCCCGGGUUCCAUGCACGCAGCCGCAAUACAUCAAUACGUAGCAUUGUCUUCCAGUAUCGGCUUAAUAUGAUCCAAG
This is a messenger RNA of Dissoconium aciculare CBS 342.82, 4061 nucleotides long. Its product is annotated as cysteine proteinase. Gene Ontology annotation, molecular function: cysteine-type deubiquitinase activity; proteasome binding. The record is from RefSeq and is a predicted model, not a curated record. NCBI's taxonomy places the organism in Eukaryota, Fungi, Ascomycota, Dothideomycetes, Mycosphaerellales, Dissoconiaceae. The transcript has 5 exons. Bases 238 to 3906 code for a protein of 1222 amino acids. Gene Ontology annotation, biological process: protein deubiquitination; regulation of proteasomal protein catabolic process; proteasome-mediated ubiquitin-dependent protein catabolic process.